GUCGUUAGCAUGUCGACAUGAUGAAUGUAACCUUGAAGACCUUAUAGGAGCUAUAGAUCCCUCCCAUAAGGACGAACAACUUCAACUACACUUAGAUUAUCCUGAGCAUUCAAACGAACAACUCAACCUACUUAUAAAAACGUCUUUAGGAGCGGGAAAUACUUCGUGAAUCAUUCAUAGAACCAAUUUUGUGCUUCGCGGGUUGCCGGUUAUCUUCCCCUCCCCCGCACACUCGUCCUAUCAAUGUCGGCUUGGAGAAGUAUAACAAGCCUACUGGCCGUUGAAGCUGUACAAUGCUACUCAUCAUUCGCAUCGGGAGCAGACCCAGUGGUCUCGGUGAGGAAUGGCACGUACGAGGGCUUGCACCUCCUGGAGUUUGACCAGGACAUCUUCCUUGGCAUCCCAUAUGCGCAGGAUACUGGCGGCGCGAAUCGGUUUCGCAUACCGCAAUCCUUAGAUAAGACAUGGAACGGCACAAGGCCUGCAAAAGCCUACGGCCCUGCUUGUCCGGACUACCAUCUUUCAGCUGAGGUGCUCCAUGGUAUGAGUGAGGAUUGCCUUAGCAUUAAUAUUGUGCGACCCGCCGGCAUUGAGAGUAGUAUACCGCUUCCAGUCAUGCUAUGGAUUCAUGGAGGCGGGUAUCAGUAUGGAAGUAGUGGGGAAGUCGAAUAUAACCUUACGUACCUGGUACAAAGAUCGGUGGACAUUGGGAUGCCUGUAAUUGGUGCCAGUAUCAAUUAUAGGAAAGGCGGCUGGGGAAACAUGUACUCCAUCGAGAUUCAAGGAUCCGGGAACACUAACUUAGCUUUAAGAGACAUGCGCAAGGCUUUAUCCUGGGUACAAGAGAAUAUCCAGAACUUCGGGGGCGAUACUUCGUCGGUGACAAUAUGGGGCCAAUCCGCUGGGUCAUUUGCCGUGGGUCAACUUCUCAUGAGUUACGGGGGACGAUCGGAUGGUCUUUUCCACCGGUCUAUCCAGGAAAGUGGGAGCGCGACCACUGCAUGGUGUAAUGGAUCGGAAUGGUAUCAACCCAUCUACGAUAGAAUUGUCGAUCAAGUUAAUUGUAGCUCGGCUCCUGAUACUUUGGAGUGCUUGCGGACGAUCGAUUACGGUGUUCUUUACCCCUAUUUGAACUCAUCUGCGGUGUCUGGUCCGGGAUUUUAUCCUACAGUUGACGGCGACGUGCUUCCCAACUAUCCAUCAGAACUCUUGCGUGCAGGGCGCUUUGCACCUGUUCCACAUAUCUAUGGGACUACAUCAGACGAAGGCACCGACAAUGCUCCCGUAGGCAUCAAUACAGAUGCAGAUCUUCGAACCUACCUUUUGCAGCGCACGGGAUUUGAUUUUCCGGUCGCCACCGUGGAUCGUAUCAUGGAAUUAUACCCGGACGACCCUGCUCAAGGAGUCCCUGUGGAUACUGGAGCAGAGCGUUUUGCGGCCGAGGGCUGGCAAUAUAAGCGUGUGGCAGCCAUUGUCGGCGACGUGUUUUACCACGGGCCACGGCGAUAUGAUGUACAGCACUACGCUCCGCGCUCGCCAACGUAUGUCUAUAGAUUCAAUACGCGGCGAUGGGACUACGAAGCUUCGAGCACCACUACGACGGCGGACAGUAAAUCUACAGGGCAACUCACACCGGCAUAUAAAGGCGUGGCGCACUUUAGUGAAGUGCCGUUUGUUUUUGCCAACCCGACGAUGAUAGGGCCGUGGCCGGAAUACCAUAAGCUAAGCGACCAACUCAGCAGCCACUGGAUUCGGUUCGCGCAUACAGGUGACCCGAAUGGUCAGGGUCUACCACACUGGCCGCGGUAUGAUGAGAGUAAAAAUGGCGCCAACCUCGUGUUGCAGACAGAGGCACAAGGUGGCUCGUAUGUUGAGGAGGAUACAUAUCGUCUGGCUGGACGUGAGUAUUUGACGGAAUGGUCAAGAAGAAGGCAUGUAUGAAUAGGUAGGUAUAAGGAUUCAUUACUACUACAUAUGUAGUAGUAA
Molecule: messenger RNA, 1986 nt
Organism: Hypoxylon fragiforme
Lineage: Eukaryota; Fungi; Ascomycota; Sordariomycetes; Xylariales; Hypoxylaceae
Product: alpha/beta-hydrolase
Exons: 4
Coding region: 244-1941 (565 amino acids)
Source: RefSeq, a predicted model, not a curated record